GAAGGAAUGUCGAUCUGGGUCUGAGUCACUUAGAAGUAAAAGGGUAUCUUCAGCACUGGACAGAGUGAUUGGCUAGGGGAGUGAAAGAGAGAGAAACACAGAGUGGGAGUGAUGGGUGGAGUGACUUCAUCCAUGGCGGCCAAGUUCGCGUUCUUCCCACCUAAUCCUCCUUCUUACAAGGUGGUAACAGACGAAGUCACUGGUCUCUUAAUCCUCAGUCCUUUCCCUCACCGUGAGAACGUCGAUGUUCUCAAAUUGCCCACUCGUCGGGGCACCGAGAUUGUAGCUAUCUACGUCCGACACCCCAUGGCGACCUCAACUCUUCUCUACUCUCACGGUAACGCCGCUGAUCUGGGCCAGAUGUAUGAGCUCUUUAUUGAAUUGAGCAUCCAUUUACGCGUCAAUCUCAUGGGGUACGACUAUUCUGGCUAUGGACAGUCAACUGGAAAGCCAAGUGAGCAGAACACUUAUGCGGAUAUUGAAGCUGCCUAUAAGUGUCUUGAAGAGAAUUAUGGAGCUAAGCAGGAGGAGAUAAUCCUUUAUGGUCAAUCCGUUGGAAGUGGCCCCACGUUGGAUCUCGCUGCUCGCUUGCCCCAAUUAAAAGCUGUUGUUCUGCAUAGUCCUAUACUCUCAGGCUUACGGGUCAUGUAUCCUGUGAAACGCACAUAUUGGUUUGACAUCUAUAAGAACAUUGACAAAAUCCCAUUGGUUAACUGUCCUGUUCUGAUUAUUCAUGGUACCUCUGAUGAAGUUGUUGAUUGUUCUCACGGUAAGCAGCUUUGGGAGCUGUGUAAGGAAAAGUAUGAACCAUUAUGGCUCAAAGGUGGAAAUCAUUGUGAUUUAGAGCUUUAUCCAGAAUAUAUUAGGCACCUCAAGAAAUUCAUAUCCACAAUUGAGAAAUCACCUUCUGAACGGUAUAGUUCAAGGAGGAGCACAGACAGGUUUGAACAAUCCCGGCGAAGCACUGAUUGUUUUGAGCCUUCGAGGAAGAGCACUGAUAGAAGAGAAAAACCAAGGCAGAGCACUGAUAGAGCUGAAAAAUUGAAAAGCCACGAGUACAAAUCUAAUAAUAUUGACAGGCUCGAAAAGUUAAGAAUCUCUUUUGAUCAAAUGGAUAGGUCUAGGAGAAGUGUAGACUGUCUUGAGAAGUCUCGAAAAAGCGUCGACUUACAGCUGGAGAGAGCAAGGAAAAGCGUUGAUCGGUUGGAUAGAAUACGUACAUGAGGUGGUUGUGGAAAAAUUAUUGGGGCAUUUUUAUUUAUCGUUUCCGGUUGUGGUGUUUGCUUGUAUUGACUGUGGCUCCAAAUGAGAAGCCCUUGUUAUUGUGUCAUUCUUUGUCUUUGAUCCUGACUCUGGUCGGGUGUUAUAACUGACAAUUUUCCUCAGUGAAAGAAAGAAAUUUCUAGUGAUUA
Molecule: messenger RNA, 1412 nt
Organism: Telopea speciosissima
Lineage: Eukaryota; Viridiplantae; Streptophyta; Magnoliopsida; Proteales; Proteaceae
Product: alpha/beta hydrolase domain-containing protein 17C-like
Exons: 5
Coding region: 112-1224 (370 amino acids)
Source: RefSeq, a predicted model, not a curated record